GUGCUUCUGGGAGGAGAAGUUGAGAGAUCAACAUUGGAAAUCGGGCGGGGACAAUUUUUUUUGUAAGCUGCUGAGAUAAAUCUCGACCGUGGAUUACUGAGUGCGGGGAGCUGAACGGACCCGACACACCUACCGUAGAUAGCGAGACGAGGCAGCGGGACUGAAGGAGACACCAAACCGUCAACAUGAGGCUUAGUGUGUGGUCUCUGAUCGUGGUUCUUGCGGUGGUUGGCCUGAACGCCGUACUACCUAUCAGUGCGGAAGCUGAGGGCCAUGAGAAGGUGGCAGAAAAAGAAGGCGAGAAGUUCUUGGAAGAGUUUACAAACGAUGAGUUAACAGACGAAGACAAGCGGUUUGGAAAGGGUGGUGCCUACGAUCCUCUAUCAGCGGGCUUCACAGACAAGCGUUUCGGCAUGGGUGGCGCCUACGAUCCCCUUUCUGCUGGCUUCACAGACAAGCGGUUUGGAAAAGGUGGGGCUUAUGAUCCACUAUCAGCAGGCUUCACAGACAAGAGGUUUGGUAAGGGUGGCGCCUACGAUCCACUAUCAGCAGGCUUCACAGACAAGCGGUUUGGAAAAGGUGGGGCUUAUGAUCCACUAUCAGCAGGCUUCACAGACAAGAGGUUUGGUAAGGGUGGCGCCUACGAUCCACUAUCAGCAGGCUUCACAGACAAGCGGUUUGGAAAGGGUGGCGCCUACGAUCCCCUUUCUGCCGGCUUCACGGACAAGCGUUUUGGCAUGGGCGGCGCCUACGAUCCUCUUUCUGCAGGCUUCACAGAUAAGAGGUUUGGAAAGGGCGGUGCCUACGAUCCUCUAUCAGCGGGCUUCACAGAUAAGAGGUUUGGAAAGGGCGGCGCCUACGAUCCUCUAUCAGCGGGCUUCACAGAUAAGCGUUUCGGAAUGGGUGGUGCCUAUGACCCCCUUUCCGCAGGCUUCACUGACAAACGAAAGCGUUUCGGCAUGGGCGGUGCCUAUGACCCCCUUUCUGCAGGCUUCACAGACAAGCGAUUUGGAAAGGGUGGCGCCUACGAUCCUCUUUCAGCAGGCUUCACAGAUAAGCGUUUCGGCAUGGGCGGCGCCUACGAUCCCCUUUCUGCAGGAUUCACAGACAAGCGAUUUGGAAAGGGUGGCGCCUACGAUCCUCUUUCAGCAGGCUUCACAGAUAAGCGUUUCGGCAUGGGCGGCGCCUACGAUCCCCUUUCUGCAGGCUUCACAGAGAAGAGGUUCGGAAAGGGCGGCGCCUACGAUCCCCUUUCUGCAGGCUUCACAGACAAGCGUUUUGGAAAAGGUGGGGCUUAUGAUCCACUAUCAGCAGGCUUCACAGACAAGCGGUUCGGUAAGGGUGGCGCCUACGAUCCUCUCUCGGCAGGCUUCACAGACAAGCGCGGUUUCCUACACGGACCAGACGACCCGCUCAGCACUAGCUUUGUAGACGGAGACAAGCGUACUGGAUUCUUUCGGGGCCCUUUCCGUCACCUCGUGGCAGCGAAAAGGGACCCAGAAAAGAAAGAUAGCCGAUAAGAAGACCCAGACAAUACCAACUCCAAACAUUGCUCGCUACACUUUGAAACUGUACAAGGAUAAGUUGAAGCCAUUGACUUUAUGAACACUUCCAUUGACGAUUCUACAAUGGUCCAAAAGUUCACCAUUAGUUCGAGAGGGUCAAUUGAGAACUGUUCUUAGAUUUACAAAAGUACAUUCUUAAACCCAAUGCAUCAAAGCCGUUUUGAUGGUACAAUACAUAUGUAUACGACUUAAUAUUGUAUGAGUUGUCUAAAUUGUUCGAAUCAUUUUUGCUCUCCUGAUGUUUACGUGUGGAUUUACUUCGAUUUACAAUGCGAGGUAAAUUUACACCCAAAGAAACCAUUCCUUUUUGACCAUUGGUUCGUCUUAUACUAACAACUUUGUCAUAGCUCUCGUACCUGGCACAGCACUUUGUAGGCGGCAGAUGUGCACGCAUGCUUCACCUGCAUACUUCACCUGCAUGUUUCUUUUGGUCGUACCAUUGUGUGGUAUUUCUUUGCAAAUUCAAAUCUGCAUUCACCUGUCGACUGUUAUGUAAUAAUACAGUCAACAUUUGGUGGUAUGCAGCAUGACAAUUCUUCUUUAAGCUAAGCUAAAACAUCUUCAAGCGCAUUAAGCUCAAACUUGGAUGAAACACAUUAUAAUUGGCAGUUGAUUCAAGUGUUUAGUCAUUUCUCACUGGAAAUUAUUAUGCGAUUGGGUCGAACAGCCCAAACCGUGAGUAUUUGAAUUGCAAACCAAGAAACCAUUUAAACAAUAAAGUGAUCGUGAAUGUUAUACAUUGUAUUGCGAUCAGAUGACAGGCGUUGGACUUGGCACUGGUUAAUCACAAAUAACUAAGUAUAAGUAGUGUAUAGCAAAUUAAAUAUUUUCUUUAAUUUGAAAAAUGACGCCUAUCUUUGUAAAUUAAAUUAGAAAAGCGAAAGCCAUGUGGUAACAGGUAUGACAUGACAAGUUUAUCAGUUACAUCAACUCUGGCGUAUCGCCACCAAUAGUUCUAUCUAUUUUCCUCUAAGAGCCAAACAGAAAAUUAUGAAUAAUAGUGUUUCCCCCGAAACACUACUGCUACCGCUGCGCGUCGCUCUGUGAUACUGAGCCUUUUAAAACAGCAAAAACUAUGAUCACUGUUUAAACAUUAAAGCAAUGUUAAUAAGGGAUUACCACAUGACAUGUCAUGUAGAAGUGUUGUGUUACCCUUAGAAUGGUUUCAAAUAUUCAAGGUUUCAUUUUUCUGACGAGCCGCAGUCAAUUUCUGUGUGUAUAUGAGGUAGAGUAAACUUCUUAGUUGUAAUUAAUGUUUGAAGUGGCGAUAUGAAAAGGACGGAUUUAUUUUGAGUAUUUCACAAGUAAUAAUGUAUUUAAAAAAAAUAUUAUCCGUUUAUUAAUUAAUAGACGGUGAUUUAAACCAAAUGUUGUCUGAUAGGAUACGUUCUGUGAAUAACAAUAUGCAUGCAUACUGUGCCAACUGUGUCAACCGUGCAUGCCAGUAUAUUUCAGAUUGCGAAACGCUAUUCUUUAUAAAUGGAAACUUGUACAACCUUAAUUAAAAUAGUCUAUAAAUCAAAUAGUUUACACAAAUACCUUUGAUAUAAUUAUAUCGACAUAGUUUUGGGACAUGGGGCUACAUAAUGAAAACAAAUUCAGUAAUAGUGUGAUAUGUAGAUGUAAAAAAAUAAUAAAGAUAGUAUGUUAAAUACCGUAAAACCAGAUUAAAAUGACAUACUAAUACUCUAACCAAUCAGUUAUUUGAGUAUAAUCGUUGCAUAAACUGGUAAAUUGAGUAAACCUGUACAUUGAGCAUGAUUAUAAUGACAAGUCAAAUAAUUGUAAAUAAAUCAGAAACUACGGAACAGAUUUAGUAUGGGCUUGCAUCGGAUAUAUACCGCAGAGCGAGAUUUCGUCUGAUGAUUGUAGGCACUAGAUUUCAUUUCAUUUUGCUCGAUCUGCUUGUUAUACGCACUUUUAUCAGAAAAGUUUGAACCUCUUGGUAAAAACUGAUCCGACAGCCACCGCAACCACAUCACUAUUAUUGGUAUCUCGCUCACAUUAUGUCGCCUACAUUCUUAGGUUUUAGGAGCAACGAUUACGUGAGAAAGACCUGCGCGCUACCUCACUAGACCAAUCCAGGCACGCUGUCACUUUUAUCACGAAGGCCCCCUUCAAUGGCGAAAGCAUUGUGCUACCUACUGUACAGAUAAUCCGUCAUGGGGCAGUUCCUUUGCACAAUAGCUGGCGCACUGCUUUCGCCAUUGAAGAGGCCUCAUGUGUGUGAUCACCUGCCGGCAUUCCUUUUUACACUAAGUAAAGGAGAGUAUUUUGAACUGCAGGUGCAUGUAAUGGUGAAAUUUGGACUAUGAAAAAAGGACCUAUGGGUUGUAUUGCGCAUGAUUAUGUGAAGAUAAUUAGGACAGUGACAGGUGACUAGCGAUGGUUAUAGAGUCCAUAAAAAGAUACCAGAUUUUAUAGGAGUUUAAGUUUCAUAUGACACCGGUGUGUCUCAUCCGCAUCGAACAUAUUAUACUGGGGCUUGCUUAAACAAGUACUUUGAAGAAAGCUGCAUUCUUGUUAUGGCCAAGUGCUUUAUAAUCAGAAUAUUAUACACCAGGAAACUCGUCUGCGAAAACAAAUUAUAUAUCUCGAUAGAUAUUUACCAUAAAAGAUGUAAAAGCGGAGCAAUAUUAACAGCAUAUUGUGUAAUAA
Messenger RNA from Patiria miniata (bat star), 4223 nucleotides. RefSeq names its product suprabasin-like. The transcript is spliced from 2 exons. NCBI's taxonomy places the organism in Eukaryota, Metazoa, Echinodermata, Asteroidea, Valvatida, Asterinidae. The record is from RefSeq and is a predicted model, not a curated record. Bases 186 to 1520 code for a protein of 444 amino acids.